This is a messenger RNA of Anastrepha ludens (Mexican fruit fly), 612 nucleotides long. Its product is annotated as metallothionein-4-like. Lineage: Eukaryota; Metazoa; Arthropoda; Insecta; Diptera; Tephritidae. The transcript has 3 exons. Gene Ontology annotation, molecular function: metal ion binding. The coding region runs from base 294 to 422 and encodes 42 amino acids. The record is from RefSeq and is a predicted model, not a curated record.
GCAAGAAAGUGCAAAACAGCGACGCAGCUGGCUCAUAACGAAGUGUUUUGCUGCAAAGAGUGCAAAAAAUUUGCACACUGCACGCACAUUGCACGCUACUACUCAAUAUACUUGUACGCGAUUGCUUUUACUUAUAGAUACGUGUGCUUAUUUGUGGGAAAAGUGCAAGAGCAAAAAUCAGGCGGGUAUAAAAGCGUUAAUCGAUUGCAGUGGGAAGCAUAGUUGAGUGAGAGAAGUGCACUUUUGCAAGAUAAUUCGAAAGAAAAGUAGUUAAAAAUAUAUUCAACAUAAAAAUGGGUUGUCCAGCGUGUUGUAAAGACUGCAAAUGUGCUGCAGACAAGUGCGGUGAUGGCUGCCCCUGCGACCAGCAAUGCAAAUGCAAGUGCAAGACCGGCGGCAAAGAUGACUGUUGCAAGAAGUAAAUUUGAUGAGCAUACGAAGAAUUAGAAAUUCAAAUAUCAUUUCUUGUAAGCUCUUAAAUAAAUAGCUCCUUUAGUUAUAUGCGCACAUAAAACGAUUUUUCUACCCCAAAAGGAAGUAUUGAAAUUUCCGCUUUUUGAAAUGAAAAAAAAAAAAAAACAAAUAUCAACAACAAUAAAAGCACUUAGAAAA